Plasmodium gallinaceum is the source of this 618-nucleotide messenger RNA. Its product is annotated as Plasmodium exported protein, unknown function. The transcript has 2 exons. The coding region runs from base 1 to 618 and encodes 205 amino acids. The record is from RefSeq and is a predicted model, not a curated record. Lineage: Eukaryota; Apicomplexa; Aconoidasida; Haemosporida; Plasmodiidae.
AUGUUAUUUCUUGUACUUUUAUAUAUUUUGUUACAAUGUGUUUCAAAAUUAAGAAAUGAAUUACCCGUAAAAUUGCAACAUGAUAAUUUCCAUUCAAGAACUUUAAUAGAAUAUGAACACUCAGAAAUAAAUAAUUCUAAAAAUGAAGAAUAUUCUAUAAUUAUAGAUAGAGAAUGGAAGAAGGAAUAUAAUGAAAAUAGAAGAUGUCUAUAUGAAAUUGAUAAGAAAUUAUUUUGGAAUUGGAAAAAGAUAUGUAUUAUGAAUAAUAUACAUUAUAAAUGGGAAACUGAAAGAUGGAACACUUGGAGGGAACUAAGAAACAAAAUGAUUCUAAAAAGAGAAGAAAAAAAUGAAAGAGAUUUAACAAAGUUUAAAAAUAAAAAUCCUAAUUCCAAUAAAAUCGAUCUUUUUAUUAGAAAAAAUAAAAAUUCGUUCAAACGAUUUUGUAAACAUAUAAUAAAAGAAUGGAAGAUUUUCUUGGAAAAGGCUUUAAAAGAUUGGAAUGAAUACAAGAAACAAAAUGCUACUCAUGGUCAACAGAAAAAAAGUGAUAAAAUAUUCAAAAAAUAUCUAAAAAAGUAUAAAACACAAAUUCAAAAAAUAAAAAAGGAAAAUUAA